UUUUAUUUUGCGUGAUGAUGUCAUCGGCGCGCGUCCCAGCCGGGUUGAGUAUUUUUGGACAGGACAAACGGUGAUGAUUGUGUACAAUAUCAUACAGCAGUGUGCUAAAGUGUCCCGUUUCACCGCAAAACCGGACAAGUGUAAAGCACGCGAGGGACGUGAGUGAGGAUCGCGGGGAGUUAGUUGACAUACAUAGUCUGUGGGAAGUGGUUGAGACUGCUCUUUUGCAUCUUGCUGCUGUCAUCUUAAACAAUGGAGGAGCCCCAUGUUCACUGCAUGUCCUGCAUAAGCAGGCGAUGCAUGGUCAAGCCUGAACCCGGCACCUCCUGUGACCUCAUCACCUGCCCUCUCGUAUGCGGUGCCAUCUUCCACAGCUGCAAGGCUAUUGAACACAAGCUGCUGUGCCCGCUUGAAAGGGUGCCAUGUCUUAACCACAGCAUCGGAUGCCCUUUUACCCUGGCCCGUGGCCAGAUGGCGGAGCACCUCGAGGUGUGUCCUGCAGGUGUGGUGUGCUGCACCAUGGAGUGGAAUAGGUGGCCAGUGAAUUACGAGGACUAUCGUUCGUAUGAGCGACUGAGUCAAGAAGCAGAUGAGGUGGAGCAGCUUGACAUGGCGCUCGCCCUUCAGGACCAGCGCACCAUGCUAGCAUCACUUAAACUCGUCUCUCUGGCUCCCACUUGUGGACCAGAGAAAAGGACUCAGGCAGUAGGACAACGUGAAAAGCCUGGUCUAGUCUCAGUUGCUCAGGUGGAGGACAUUGAGAUGGAGCCUACGGCUGGCUGUUCAAAAGACAAGAUUUCCAAUGGGAUCAAUGGUCUAAAAGAAGAACAUUACGGGGGGCUCUACCAAACCACGGUGGAGACGACCAAAAGCCUGGCCGCAGCUCUUAACGUCCUGAUCCACCUCAAUUCUUCUGAAACAGACUGUACAACUACUAAUGCGUCAGCUGCACUUCCAGAGCGCAAUGGGGAACGGCAUGAGAAGGUGAGGGUGAGAGAAGACGCCGCGUUCAGCUGUGAUAAAAUAGCCAGUGGAAUCAAUGGCCUAAAAGAGGACCUCCAGCCUCAACAGCACCAGAAACUCAUGGAACUUGGCAGGAACUUGGCCUCUGCGCUCGGUGCAUUAGGAGAUGUUGUCAAAGGCACAGAGACAAUUAACGAGAAUGGUAAGCAAUCAGAAACGGUGGAGUCUGUUGAUAUGAAGGACGUUACUUCGGAGGUUGAUGGUGAGCCUGGGGCUGUUGGGGGAUUUGAUGGUGGAGAAGCCACUGUAGCUCAUGAGGCAGCAGAUGAGUGCUGCCCACUCAUGCUAGGGGACAUAGAUAGGCAAGGUUUCUGUAAUGGUUCCCAUAGUAUUGUAGAUGAAAUGAUGGAAUCGACCACAGAACACCAUCAAAAUCCAGAGUCCCGAGGUUCUCGAGAGUUUGUCGGUCCUUUAGUUCCUCAUAGACCAGAGAUCAGACAUGACCAACACGCUUUCUUGAUCCAGGAGGCCUCUGGAUCACAAGCCCCAUUGCUGCAGCAGCCUAUACAUGCUCAGACUUUGACCGUCCAGAGGGACAACGUGCUACCUGUGAUGGCAUUAGACUUUGAAGAUAGGGCUUUUGAGAGGAAACUCCAAAACCUUCAGUUGCUGCGCAAUUUUAUGCCACUUGCACUUAACGGACGGAAGGGGUCGUUUACCGAAGGGUUUCCCUAUAGGAAUCCACGAUGCAAAAUGGAGGACAAAGCUGUGGACACAUCAGAUUUAGAUCAGGAGCCGGUGGACGACCCCAUGGGACUGGGCGAAAUUGACUUUACGGCGGCAGCUCUUCUGUUCUGCCUGGAGGAGUCGCCACGGGCUCGGAGGAUAUCCGACACGGUCUAUGCGUUUGGCGGUACGCGUGUUGACUUCGGCACCCAGACGUUUAGUUUCCCUGCUGCCAUCUUGGCAACAAGUACGAUGGUGGGAGAGGUCGCGUCCGCUUCCGCUUGCGAUCGAGCCGCACCUCGCCUUUCACAGCCAAGUCCGUUUUGCACUCUUCGGCUCGACCUGACGCUGGAGCAGCUCGUGCCUCGCCCAAGCUGGGCUCCACGAGAGGGCUCCAUGUUCACCUUUGAGUGCGGCCAGCUCUUCCGUCGAGAAGAGUUCCUCUCGCAUUUCCGAAAUGUUCAUGGAGAUAUCCACUCUGGACUCAAUGGCUGGAUGGAGCACCGUUGCCCGUUAGCGUAUUACGGCUGUACGUACUCUCAACGAAGACUCUCCCCGUCCACUCAAGGGUCGAAGGUUGUCCACGACCGCCACCUCAGGUCAUUUGGGGUAAAACCCCUCUCAAAACCUGUAAUAGUACCUAAGUGCGAUCACCUUAGUGGUUUGCCGUUUGAAGUACUUCAACACGUAGCCCGAUUUCUGGAUGGCUUCGGCCUGUGUCAGCUGUCAAUGGUGUCUCGUACGAUGAGGGAUGUUUGUGCCAGUCUGCUACAGAGCCGUGGCAUGGUGGUGGUUCAGUGGGAAAAGAAGCAAUAUUUGGAUGGAAGACGAUCCUGGCAGAUAAAAGACAAGGUUUGGCGGUUCAGCACAGCCUUUAGCCCGGUUAACAGGUGGGAGUUUGCGGACAUCACUAGUAUGGCUGACCACCUGAAACGAUGCCCAUACAAUGAAGUCCUCCGCCAAGUGGAGGCGGUUCCUCUGCCCUGCAUGUGCACGACCAGAGAGCUGACGCGCGACGGCAGGUCGCUUCGCUCCGUUCUCAAGCCAGUGUCAUAAGUUUGCAACUAAAACACUACAAUAUCUAACCUCUUCAAUCUACAAUAUACUAUCACUGUGUAAAUAAAAGGAAACAAAAUAUUUUUUUUGUUUUGUUAUGAUGUUAAGAUUAUUUUUGUAUUAAUAUAUGAAAGAUCGGUGGUGUCUGAUGCAAUGGUUCGUCUACUAAAAUCACACCCAUGCUUUAUCUAGACUAAUGCUGAGAGAGGACUGGUUUAAGGGAGUGUAAACAUGGGUGAAACAAGUGCGGUAUUAUGAGCCUCAACCUGUCGAAUAGAUGCUUGAUUUAUUUGUCUUGACACACCAAGGUAAUCUCUGGUAAUGAUUUCUGGUUCCUGUCGACACAUAUCCACACUAUAGGAUAUUUGCAUGGUUUGGUUAAGAUAUCGUUCUUUCUUCGAUUGUGUGUGAUUAUCUCUGGACAGAUAAGUUCUGUGUUAUGCUGACAUUGCAGACAGGCUCAGUUCAGCCUGAUCUGGGAACAGCUGUCAUGCUUAAGAAUGCAAGGGCUUGAAUCUAUAUUGGGUUGCAGAGUAAGAGAGCUGCUCUGCGGGGAUUUUUUUCUCUUUUUUUUCGCAUUGUCAUUGAAAAGAGGGUUUUCAUGUACAGCAAUUUUACCUUGAAGGCUUCAUCCAGAAAUUGCACCAGUGAACUACAGCUGAUUGAAUCACACUCGAUGUGUACUGACGCAUCCAUACUAAAACACCUUGAACAGUUUUAGUUCAUUCUCCAGUACUAUAUCACUCAAUAUCAGCAUGCCAGGUUAGCAUGCAUCAACAUUUAGAGUAUGUAUCAAAUAUGGUCCUGUAUCCUCACUAACCUGGAGCAAGACACUCUGCUGUUGUGUUCCCCAUUGAGUGAGUGAGGGAAAGCUUAGGUAACAAUAUAUUUAAGUACAAAGAAGAGCUCUAACUUAAAUAUAUGUGAUGUGUGACAUAUUAUAACCUGUGUGCUGUGAGCAUUUGUCGAAGCUAAUAUUUAUCGGUGUGAACUGCAGCUAAUGAACCACAGAAGUGUUUAUUUUCAUCAAUAGAAGGUUUAUGGAAAGCAUGUCAGGAGCUGUUUUAGGCUUCUCAGCUUGACUCACCCAAGGGUGUGUGGUUGCAUUAAAAUGAAGUGAUGAUUUAUUUUAUUUUUUUGUUAAUGCAGUCCAUAUAUUGUAUUACUGAAGCCAUGUUUGACUGUUUAACAUCUGAGGAGGAGAAAUUACCAGUGCAGCUGUUGGUUGGAAUUGCAUAUAUUUUAUUAUCUUUAUUCUGGCUCAAUGUCUUUCUAUAUUUUUUAACUGUAUGCUUACAGACUACAUCAAAACCUAACUUUUAACUGGUUUAUACUCUGGAGAUGAUGUGCUGCUGUCCCCGAGAAUGUGUUGGCACUUUGAAGUUUAUAAUAAAAUAAUUUAAUACAAUUAAUAAAGUACCUAUUCAGACGAA
Molecule: messenger RNA, 4178 nt
Organism: Pimephales promelas (fathead minnow)
Lineage: Eukaryota; Metazoa; Chordata; Actinopteri; Cypriniformes; Leuciscidae
Gene: fbxo30b
Product: F-box protein 30b
Molecular function (GO): zinc ion binding; ubiquitin protein ligase activity; protein binding
Source: RefSeq, a predicted model, not a curated record